AUUCGGCUUCUUCAUGGUGUGUUGAAAGGUCUAAAUGACUUUGUCAGCGUUACCCAAGUUUUUUUAAAAGCCACGAACUGGUCAACAUCGAUAUUUUAAAGCGAUGAACUAGUCCGCGGGAAUAAGUCCAGUAAAAUAUGCAACCUGCUAUUUAGCUCCAGGUGGCCUUUAGUUUGUGAGCAUCUUUACUUGUGUUGUGAUAAUUUAGUACCCGUUUGGUUUUCAUUACUCCCCUGUCAUCUGCCUGGAACACAAAAUGUUGUUGCUAAUGCAAAUUCAUUGGACGUUUGUUUUCCGAUUUAUAGUUUGUUUCUGUUUGGUGGGAUUUGCUGCUGCAAAAUGUGAUCCUGAAAUAUGUGGGUCUACCAAUGUGAGUUACCCAUUUUGGAUUAACAAUCCUGAUUGUGGAUACCCUGGUUUUCAGAUCAAUUGCACCAAGGAUAACUCUACAGGCAAUCUUGCUCCGUUUCUUCCUGUCUAUGUAGGUAAUAAUAUCAAUAAUCUAACAUGGGCUUAUUUUAAGAUUAUGGAGAUCAAUUAUACUGGUUACCUCAUCAUAAAUUCUACUUCUGUCUUUGCCCAAUCCUGUGAUAAAAGAACUAGUGAUGAAGUGUUCUUUCAGCUACCACCACACGGGCCUUUCACUAUUUCCAAGUUCAAUAGGUUUGUGGUUGUCGGGUGCAAUGGAUUUGGUACCUACACAUAUAGGAGCUGGGGGGAGGUGAGUUGUGUAACAACAUGUGACUCUCAAAGUGAUCCACCAUAUUGCAGCUAUGGAUGUUGUGAAAUUGUCCUUCCAGAUAAUUGGCAGUGGAUAAAUUUCACGGGCGGUGGUCUAUUUGGUUUGUUCAACUCUACAAUCAACGAUUAUGAGGACACUUGUGCCUUCUCCACCAUAUUAGACCCCUCUACCUUCACCAUAGUCGACAAUAGAACAAACCUCUUCUGGGGAGAAGGUUGGAAGGCUUACUACGGUCUUCGCCUUAACUGGGGUAUUGGCCUUCAGAACUGCUCCGCAGCUAAGGCAACUGCCAAUUAUUCUUGCUCCUCCAAUGCAGAAUGCAAUGAGUCUCCAACGACACAAGGGCAUGUAUGCAAAUGUCUUCCUGGAUAUGAAGGAAAUGGUUACUCCAAUGGCACUGGUUGUGCAGACAUAGACGAAUGUAGUCAUACAAACUGGAAUAUAUGCGUUGGAGCAGAGGAAGGAGGAGUAUGCCAUAAUUUGAUAGGCUCCUACAGUUGUUCGUGUGCAAAGGGUUAUAAGGGAGAUGGCCUUGGAAACGGGACAAGAUGUGUAUCCAAAAGAUCUAACUCUCUCAAAUCUGGAAUCAUAGUCUUUUUUUCUUCCAUCGUUGGAGUUUCUGUGGGAGCCUGUGGAGUAUUUUGGUGGCUGAGGAGGCGUCGUUUGAAAAAUGUGAGAGAAAGGAAUUUUCAGCAGAAUGGCGGGAUGCUGUUGCAGGAACGCAUCGCUUCCAUGGGGGGAAGAAAAAGCUUGAGAAUAUUUUCUGAAAGAGAAUUGGAAAUAGCUUCCAACAACUAUUCAACAGAAUUGGGGAAAGGUGGCUUCGCAUUUGUUUACAAAGGACUUCUUGAGGAUGGCACACCUCUAGCAAUUAAAAAACCCAGAGCAAUUUCAGAUGAGUUUAUCAAUGAACUUAUAAUUUUGUCUCAUAUAAAUCACAGAAAUGUAGUGAAAUUGCUUGGUUGCUGUAUGGAAACUCAGUUUCCUUUGAUUGUAUACGAAUUUGUGUCAAAUGGGACAGUUUAUGAACAUCUACAUUCCACAGACAAGCACUUGUCAUGGCAAACACGGUGGCAGAUUGCAAUGGAGACCGCAGAGGCAAUAUCAUAUAUGCAUCUUCAAGCCUCUCAGCCCAUUUUUCACCGAGACAUAAAAUCUUCAAAUAUUUUGUUAGACAACACAUUCACUCCAAAAGUAGCAGACUUUGGUCUUUCUCGUUUAAGACCUUUUGAAGAAAACCACUUAAGCACCAUCGCAGUGGGUACUCGAGGUUAUGUGGAUCCAGAGUUCGUGAGGAGCAGCCACUUUACAGACAAAAGUGAUGUAUAUAGCUUCGGUGUAGUUUUGGUAGAACUUCUCACUGGUCUCACACCAUUGUUGUCAAUAAAAGGAUCUAUGUGCACUUUGUGUGAUCAUUUCCUAUCUGCAAUUAAUGACAAUCGCCUCACUGAAAUUUUAGAUUCUGAAGUGCUAAAAGAGGAAAACCAAGGGCAAAUGGAGAAUAUGGCAAGGUUAGCAAAAGCAUGUUUGCAAGAGAAGGCAAAAGCCAGGCCAUCCAUGAGAGAGGUCGUGGAGGAGCUUAUAUGGAUAAGAGCCGCCGUAAAACAGCCGAGGCUUUAUAGAGAUGUAAGUCUCGUAGAGCACAAGGGUGAUCGAGAACAAGCACGAAUAAAUUAUCAGACUUUACCAACCACAAGUGAUAGUACUUGUAAGGAUCUAGCUGAGGAUUAUUAUUACAAUUCUCGACCUGUUACAGCAACUGAUUUGGAGGGCCCUUCCACUGCAUUGAUUCAGAUGGAGAUGUCACAAACGCAUGGACGAUGAUCAAGGAAAUGAAUGACAAAGAAGCAGACAAGGUGUUUUGUGAACAAAGAUAUUGUAAUUAACAUAUAUGUAAUCUCAUGCUAUAAGUAUAUUUUGAAGUGUGCAAUUAAAUGUAACUUAAUGUAAAAAGGGUAUUAUUUGUGUAAAUGUU
Cryptomeria japonica (Japanese cedar) is the source of this 2717-nucleotide messenger RNA. RefSeq names its product wall-associated receptor kinase 2. The record is from RefSeq and is a predicted model, not a curated record. Bases 257 to 2566 code for a protein of 769 amino acids. NCBI's taxonomy places the organism in Eukaryota, Viridiplantae, Streptophyta, Pinopsida, Cupressales, Cupressaceae. The transcript has 4 exons. Gene Ontology annotation, molecular function: polysaccharide binding; ATP binding; calcium ion binding. Gene Ontology annotation, biological process: cell surface receptor signaling pathway; protein phosphorylation. Gene Ontology annotation, cellular component: plasma membrane.